Closterium sp. NIES-67 is the source of this 3024-nucleotide messenger RNA. The record is from the annotation of a GenBank genome assembly. Lineage: Eukaryota; Viridiplantae; Streptophyta; Zygnematophyceae; Desmidiales; Closteriaceae.
GUGCUUUUGCUGCCGUCCUCGGGAAUAUCCGUUUUCUGCCGAGUUAGCUUUUCUGUAUCUCCAGAGUCCAGACCAGAUUCUCCCAUUGCUACCUGUUCUCCUUCUCUCAAAUUCCGCCCUGACAUGGCGUCUGUGGAUGAAGUGCAUAUGUACUAAAAGUUGCAGUUUUAUCCGUUUUCGUCUGCAGCUCUUACGUGCGCGAGUAUUUGUAGGUCGCUUUAAGAAGGUCCAUAUUUUCUCGGAUUUCGUCUUACGCUAGUUCUCAUUCUCGACCUCUGGUUUCGCAACUUUUAUUACGCUAGUCCGUGCAUCUUCUCGGCCGAAAAAUGGCUGGUUUACCCGAAGACGUCGCCGCGUCGAGCAGCUUUAUUCCGCCGAAAGCUCCUAUCCCCGCAGAAAUGAACAGCAGCGGCAGCAGCAGCAGCAAGAACGCCGAAACAGAGGCCGAUUCCAUGACCAAGCCGCUCGUCUCUCGCCGCGACGACGACGAAGAUAACGAUGAGGAAACCGGCGGGUUGAAUCGAGGAAACUCAGGCCAUUCGGGAAGUUCAGGAUUCUCUGGAAGGUCAGGCAUGGCGAAAUUCUCCGAAGAAAGCGGCGAAAGCGGCGGCCGUCUUGGCGCCAGCAGCCAUCUGAAUCUGGACGCCUCCGCGUCCGUGUUCAACGAAUCCGAGCGUCCCAUUCGCGAGCCGAUUUGGGUCGGCGCUUUCAUAAUCUGCGCAGCGGUUUUCAUCCUAAGGGAGUUCACCUGGUUCAUCCGACCGUUGCUGUCGCUCCGCUCUUUCGCGCUCCAUUUCUUCUCCCUGGAGUCGCUCGCGGCGCUAGCGAUCGCCAUGGCGUCGAUCUUCCCGACGAUGUUCGUCUUUCUCGUCUUCGUUAGAAGGAUGUCCGUUAAGCUCGUCAAGUGGUGCCUCAGAAUAGCCGUCGCGUUCUUCAUCAUUCACAGCCUCAUGGCGCUUCACACGCGGCAUCCGCCGCCGGAUUCCCCGCCGUCUCCCGCGGUGGCUGAUGCUCCCCCGCAGCCUACGCAGACCUCAUUUUCCGGAAUUUCCGGGACCUUACCCGCAUCCACGUCAGCAGCUAGCAGCUCCGGCCAAUCCGCUGCGAGUAUCUUGCAAUCUGCGGCUCCUUUCUCCAUGUCGCGUUUCCUGCUUGCCACGUCAGCAGCAGAGGGAUCUCACAUCCACGCUGUCACUGCCAAGGCAGCUGGACAUCUUGCUGCUUACCUCAGCAGGCGAAAGCUCCAGGAAGCUACAGUAGCAACGCCAGCGGAAAAUCCGAAUCCGCCAGUGCCGCAAGGAGGGGAUCCUAAUGCCAAUUCGGUACUCGGUCUCGAAAUGUUCCUAACAGACUUACUUAAUGGUUUGGCCGUGCUUGCAGUGCUGCUGGUCUGCAGAGAUUACCACCCUCUUUCGGCCACUGUGAUUGGCCGAGCGUCCCAGGCUGUGAUGACUCGAGCCCGGGGUCUCAUUGUCGGGGUUGCGAUCUUCUCUUUCCUCUGCAUCAUCCUGUUUGUACCCGUUAUAGCCAGCCUCGUGGAGCUGUUUUUUACCUGCAGAUUCCUCGCCCAGCAGGACCCACAAUUCGGAUCUCCCGAGUCGCCCUUUCACCCGCAGGAGGAGAGGUGCCUCUUAUGGAGUGACUCUAUAUCGGUUCAGCACUGGCUCUCUCCACUCGCUGUAAUCUUCCUCUUUAUAGGCAUCUGGAUGGCGUAUCAAAUCGGCGUGACUCUUCAGUUCAUCGCUGCAGCUACAGUAGCGCAGGUCUACAGUAACAUGCAGUCAACCGAGUCAGACCCCAGCAACAGCAACAGCAACAGCAACAGCAGCAGCAACAGCAGUGGGGGAAGUUUGCAGGAAGAAGCAGGAGGGUGGUUUGAUCGGGAUGCUCUGGUUGAUCGAUGGAACAUUGUGGCUAGAGCUGUCAAGCUGGCGUAUUCCUCCUCUAUGGGAACCAUCUGCCUUGUCAGUUUCAUUCUCACCCUCGCUACUGUGGCAUCCGUCCUGCUUAAUGUCCUGGUGAUUUCUCUCCUGGGGAUGACGACGAUCGUGGUGGUGCCACGUGUCGCCAUCGCAUUCGCUCUCUUCAUCUUCACGUACUUCUUCACCUGGCUCGUGGUGGUGGUGGCUGCCAUCUCGGGCCACGGCUCUCGCCGUUCCCUGGCCCUGUCUGUCUCCCUGCUGCGCAACCACCUCAAGUCGGCCCUCGCCGUCAACCUCACUGCCAAGUGCAUCCUGGGGGUCAUCUCAACCGUCGCCACCUUUGUGCUCUUCAUCUUCUUCUCGAUUCUCAUGCUGCCUCUCUUCGGCCACCUUCUCAAGUCAGACACCAUCCAAGCUAUCUUCGUCUUCCUCCCAGUGGCUCUCGCCGUCCUCAUUACAGUCUUCUCCUUUAAGCUCGUCUUUGUGCCAGUCGUCGCCACCAUGUUUGUGUGCUUUGCGUGGGACAACCGCAUAGAGAUGGAUUCUGCCACUGGGGGUGUGGCUGGGGGUGCUGCUGCUCCCUUGUCGAUGACACGGCUUGGAGGGGAGUCCGAGGAGCUGACGGCCACAGUGGUGAACAGGGCCAGUGGUUAGGUGUUUGACAGGCCUCCACAUGUUUGUGAUCUUGGCAUGGGACAACCACAAAGAGAUGGAUUCAGCUGGGGGUGCUGCUGGGGGUGCUGUUGCUUCCCUGCCUGGAUCUCGGCCUGGAGGGGAUUCAGAGGAAAGAGGAAUUCACUGCAGCAGUGGCCAAUAGGAAUUGAUACAACUGCUGGCUAGAUGUGUAAUACUCCCAAACCUGCUGUCUGUGUGUGCCCGUCUUGGGUCACACCAGGGCUGUGCUUAGGCCCCCUACAGCUGAAAGCUUAUUCAGAAGUGGCGGUGUGGAAUGACAGACGGCCAUGUGGCGCACUUGGGUAGCAGUUCACUUGUUUUACCCAUCCAUUCAUGCGCUGCUUUCACCCAUACGGUACCAUGGAUUCUAUACCCUUCAUGAACGUUUCUGAUCCCUGAUUUUCCAUUGUUGAUUCGCACUCUUAUA